GGAGAGGGGGAGAGGGAGAGAGAGAGGGAGACUGAGGCAAAAAAGCCAUCACUCACACCCACAAUAUAAAAGCCAGACCUGCUGGGCAUGCCCGAAGGCACACUGUAAUCUGAGAGAGAGAGAGAGAGAAGGAGAGAAGAAAGGGAAGUAGAAAGAGAAGAUUCAUAAAAGUUUCACAGAGAGUGACAGGGUCAGGGAGGGAGACAAAGGAGAGACAGAGCAAAGCAGUGAAGUGGACACUUCAAAAGGAAGAGGCCUCAAAGACCAAGUGGAUUUAUAUUCAUUUGCAUUUGACUUUUCCUGGGCUGCGUAGAGCUGUGGGCACCUCAGCCCACCUCAGAGUCUGUGAACCGCUCCCCUUCUCUCCCUGUUUUCGGACUGCCUCUGUCCUCUGCACCCCCCCGCCCCACCCCACCCCACACCCCUCCUCGUCCCUGAGCGGACUCUCGCCUGUCCACCCCCCCUUCCGUACACUCGGCCGUCGAUGAGUCUGACCAACUCCUCUGCCUACCGAUCGGAGCGCAGCUUCCACCAGACGUCCUCCACCAGCUCCUCCGGCAGCGGGCCCUACAUGGAGAAGAGUCGGGGGAUCUUCGCCAAGGAUUUCGGAUCUUUCGGAGGAUUCGCAGGUCCAUCAGGAACAGCGGGAAACAUCAGGACGAUGGGAGACACGUACCAGUUCACUGUGGACGUCAGCGACUUCUCCCCUGAGGACGUGAUUGUCACCACCUCCAACAACCAGAUAGAGGUCCGGGCAGAGAAGCUGGCGGCCGACGGCACAGUGAUGAACACCUUCGCCCACAAGUGCCAGCUGCCUGCGGAUGUGGACCCCACCUCGGUGACAUCAUCACUGGGCGACGGCGGUGCUCUGACCGUCAAGGCCCGCAGGCACCCAGCCAAGCACGAGCACACUCAGACUUUCCGCACCGAGAUCAAGAUCUGAGGGAAAAUGAAGGCUCCCGCAUCCUCCCUAAAGAUCCACCUACAUUAAGCCCCCCACCCUCCCCACUCCACCCCGCCCAUCCCAACAUUCCCAAUGCUACCUGAUGUCAUUGACCUGUGUACCCCUUGCUCUUCCUCCUGCGCCUGCCUCCUCACCCUCCUGAUGCCCGUGAAGCUGUCACCUAUUCCCGGUUCUCUCUGCUGCAGUAGUACCCGUUCACGCUGCACCACAUCAUGCAGCGGGACUCGCUGUUCCCCCUGCUCCUAACCUCCCCUGUCACUCCUAGUAGCUAGCCUCUGUGCAGCUGUUCUGUUCCGAGCCCUCCCUCCCUCCAUUCUCACGCAGUUGUGAGUCAUUGGACAUAGUGUACACAUAGCUGUGUUACAAAUCAGACACAUGUGCACAACAAUACAUGCAUGUGUCAAAGCAGUGUACAGAACAUGCACAGAUACACACAAACACAUGCACAUACUUGCGUGCAUGCAUAGAUGCAUGCACACACGUA
This is a messenger RNA of Megalops cyprinoides (Indo-Pacific tarpon), 1448 nucleotides long. RefSeq names its product heat shock protein beta-7-like. Gene Ontology annotation, biological process: heart development. The transcript has 3 exons. The coding region runs from base 485 to 943 and encodes 152 amino acids. NCBI's taxonomy places the organism in Eukaryota, Metazoa, Chordata, Actinopteri, Elopiformes, Megalopidae. Gene Ontology annotation, cellular component: cytoplasm; nucleus. The record is from RefSeq and is a predicted model, not a curated record.